CUCGAGAACAGCGACGGCCAACAGCGAGGAGCAGCAGGAGCGGGAGAUGGAGCUGCUGGGCCAGCUCAGCCCCGAGGAGCAGGCCGCUAUCUACGGGAAGGAGCGCGAGGUCAACAAAGGCGACGCUGCAGUGAGAUGGAUGUGCGCAAAUGACAUACACGUGCAUCCCCACACUGACACCCUGGUCUGGUCUCCCCCUGUCUGUCGGUCUUGUCAGCUGGAUGCGAGGCUCGCCAGCCGCACCCAGGAGCUGACUCUGCAGUACCAGGGCGUGGCCAACACCGAGGUGGGUGGGAGGGUGGGCUGAGUGUCACAUAGACAGAUGCGGGCAAGGGUGGACGGCCUCACUGGCUCACUCGUGAGUACAUCUGUGUGUGUGUGUGUGCGUGUGUGUGUGCAGGAGGAGGAUGGGGAGGAGGACGAUGGGCAGGUGCCCGAGUGGUUGGAUGAGCCCCUCCCACAGCACACCUCGCUGCCGGUAGGCAAGGCACCCCACAAUCAAAAGACCGACGUGUGACAUACACACGUGUGUGUGUGCGUGUGUGUGUGCACAUCUUGGUGGUUUCUACCAGUUGGCCACCCAGCCGCAGCAGCAGCCCCAAAGCUUCUCCCGCUAGUCCAUCCGUCGAUGCCCGUCCGCCUGUUUGUCCGCCUCGCUGUCCGUCCAUCCCGUGUUGCGUGUCCGCCCACACCCCCGUGUACUCGACUGCCAUGGCUGCCGACACUCCACCUGUCUGCCCACCUUUCCGACUCUUCGACUGCUCCAACCACGCCGCCACUCCCCCAUUCUUACCCUCC
Vitrella brassicaformis is the source of this 798-nucleotide messenger RNA. NCBI's taxonomy places the organism in Eukaryota, Vitrellaceae. The record is from the annotation of a GenBank genome assembly.